AUGAAGCCGUUAUUUGAUGUCGAAGGCAUUGUACAACUAUUUCUGGGGAUGCGAUGCAAAGAUGUGUCCAAACUGUUUUCAAGUACAGUAUUUGAAGAAGCGUUUAAGGUAAAUCGAUCCCAUAUCUUACCAUGUUCAAAGGACGGUACUUCUGCAACGAUCUUCGACUUUGUUUACAAUCUUCUCAAGAAUUCUGGCGUGCAAAUUCCCGAGAAUACGACAACUCCAAACUGUACGAGUACGGACGUAUGGCUUCCCCAAGGAGAAAGCGUCGAAGCCCAUAUGGUCAACAAAGCUGGCAGGAUGUUCUUCGCAUAUGUCACGCCAAUAAUACUUUUUAUAGGCAUACUGGGAAACUGCCUAUCUCUAAAUGUCUUUUUAUCGAAGAACAUGCGUGGCUUGUCGGCAAGUACAUAUCUCGCAGCCAUUUCCAGUUCAGACCUCCUCACUCUAAUCUUCUACGUCAAUGUUGAAUGGUUAAGAAGGGGUUUGGUGUAUUUAAACUCUGAUGUACAGGUAAAAUUUUUGGAUACGACCGGUGUUUGUCAGUUUCAGCUAUAUAUGUCUUACGUUUCACGUUUCUUAUCUGCUUGGCUGGUCGUCGCAUUUACAGUGGAAAGGUAUAUUGGAGUGUGUCAUCCACUCAGGCGUAGGGAUAUCUGUACACCAAGCAGUACCCGUCGAAUUAUCAUAACGACCUCGUUUGUGGCAGUUCUGUUGGUUAUCUACAAACCUGUGUUGAGUGGUGUUCACAAUGGAUCCAGUGAAGGGCAUCCUUAUUGCACAAGUGAUCCUAGUCAUGACUUUCUAUCAUUUGUAUUAGAUAGCAUUUUCGCAGUGUUGAUAACACUUGUACCCUUUCUUUUCAUAACAGUUUUAAAUGUUCUUAUAAUCAGGAAACUAUUUAUCAGGAACAAACGACAGAAAGAAUGCAAGGUUGUGACUGAAGAAAGUGUGAUAAAGCUGGAAUUUACGGUCAUACUUUUGGCUAUUUCGUUUUGUUUCGUUGUGUUUAAUGUUCCAUUUUUUGCUGUGUGGUGUCGAAACUUUCUUCAUUCCAAAUAUGUCUACAAAUCCGUAGAACAAGACAUGAGUGACGACAUCGAGUAUUGGCAAGGUAUAUUGUACAUAACACGAACUAUUUUUUACAUGAAUUACUGUAUAAACUUUUUCCUUUACAGUAUUACCGGUGCUUACUUCCGUCGUGAAGUACGUAUGCUUUUUGUUUAUAGACCUUCAGAGUUACGUGGUUCAUACAGUAGAUGUUCUCGUAUCAACUCAAACUCACACACGCCCCAGUCGUGGGUUUGA
This is a messenger RNA of Ylistrum balloti, 1311 nucleotides long. Its product is annotated as probable G-protein coupled receptor 139. Gene Ontology annotation, biological process: G protein-coupled receptor signaling pathway. Gene Ontology annotation, molecular function: G protein-coupled receptor activity. Bases 1 to 1311 code for a protein of 436 amino acids. The transcript has 2 exons. Lineage: Eukaryota; Metazoa; Mollusca; Bivalvia; Pectinida; Pectinidae. Gene Ontology annotation, cellular component: plasma membrane. The record is from RefSeq and is a predicted model, not a curated record.